GCCCCGGCGCCCCAUUCCUCGCUGGCUGUCGGCGGCCGGGAGCGGGCAGUGGGCGACUCACUCAUCGGCCGUCGCAGUCAACUGCAGGUCCGACACACGCAACGCCCUAUGCCCCGACAACGGCCAAGUCCAGGAACAAGCCCACUUGCCCACAGAACCGGCAUGCCAAAUUCCACGUGAAACUCGGGCAUUUGCACCAAAUUCCCCCGGAGAGUCGUCCGCACAGCAGCAAAAUCAAAGGAAGUCGCCCCCGAGGCAGGAGCUAGCUAGGUGCUUCGGCAAAGCAAGCAGAGCUUUGCGUGUGUCCGCGCGAGUGACAGGCCGCUUUUACAUGUGCUUCGUGUGUGGCGUCCCGUGCACUGCGACGUCAACAUGACUCGGAUACUACUUGUCGCCGUUGCCGCUUUGAUCUCCGUGGGUCCGAUUAACAGCGCGGAAGUUUACACCGACCAAUUUGUGGUUCACGUCGAAGGAGGCGCUGAGCUGGCUAGGGAGCUCGCGAGCAAGCACGGCUUCGAGUACUUGGGACAGGUGUUUGGGGACCACUAUCACCUGCGGCAUAAACGCAUCGCCAAGAGGUCCCUGCAGCGAAGCGAGGAGCACCACAGGAGUCUAGAACAAGAACCCAAUGUUCGGUGGCUUUCGCAACAGACCCUGAAGCGGCGCAGCAAGCGAGAAUUCCGCGAAACCGUCCUCAACGAUCCACGAUGGUCGGAAAUGUGGUACCUGAACCGCGGCAAGUCGUUGGACAUGAACGUGCAGAAUGUGUGGAAGAAAAACAUCACGGGGCGCGGCGUGGUAGUUACCAUCUUGGACGAUGGCCUCGAGAAGGACCACCCGGACUUGGUCGAGAACUACGAUCCCCAGGCCAGCUGGGACAUGAACAACCACGAUCCUGAUCCUCAGCCGAGAUACGACCUGGUCGACUCGAACCGGCACGGUACGCGCUGCGCGGGUGAAGUGGCGGCCGUGAAGAACAAUUCAAUAUGCGCGGUUGGCGUGGCUUUCGGUGCGGGCAUCGGAGGCGUGCGCAUGCUGGACGGAGACGUGACUGACGUAGUGGAGGCGCGAUCGCUGGCGCUCAACAACCAGCACAUCGACGUGUACAGCGCCUCGUGGGGACCCGACGACGACGGCAAGACGGUGGACGGUCCGGGCGAGCUGGCCACGCGGGCUUUUCGCGAGGGCAUCGAGCGCGGCCGCGGCGGCCUCGGGUCCAUCUUCGUGUGGGCCUCGGGAAACGGGGGCCGCGAGCGCGACAACUGCAACUGCGACGGCUACACCAACGCCAUCUGGACGCUGUCCAUCAGCAGUGCCACCGAAAAUGGCCUGGUGCCCUGGUACAGCGAGGCCUGCUCCUCCACCCUUGCCACCACUUACAGCUCGGGAUCUACGGGCGAGAGGCAGAUUAUCACGACAGAUUUGCAUCACGGUUGCACCUCCACUCACACGGGAACGUCUGCAUCAGCUCCUUUAGCGGCGGGAAUUUGUGCACUCGCACUUGAAGCCAAUCGCCGACUGACAUGGAGAGACAUGCAACACAUAGUUGUUAGGACUGCUAAGCCCGCCAACCUGCACACAAGUGAUUGGCAGAAAAACGGAGUUGGACGCAACGUGAGCCACUCGUUUGGAUAUGGCCUGAUGGAUGCGGAUGCCAUGGUGGCUUUAGCCAAAAGGUGGACCACCGUGCCACAGCAGAAGACGUGCUUGGUCAGAGCCCAGCCCAUGGACAAGUUGAUAUCCCCCAAGAGUCACGUAGAGCUAAAACUGAAUGUGAACUGCGAAAACGUCCGCUUUCUGGAGCAUGUUCAAGCGAAGGUCACGUUGUCUGCAACACGGAGGGGUGACAUGCACAUUUACCUCACCUCACCUGCAGGAACAAGGUCGACCCUCUUAGCCCAGAGGCCUCUUGACAAUUCUCGGUCAGGCUUCCAGGCCUGGCCUUUUAUGAGUGUCCACACAUGGGGCGAAAGCCCCAAUGGGCGUUGGAAGCUUGAAGUACACAACGAUGGACGCUACUUUGGAAAAGCUACCUUAAAGGAGUGGUCCUUGAUCUUGUAUGGCACGACCGAGGACCCUGAGGUGUGGUCAGCGGGUGCUGGUGCGCACCCUCCACCUCAGUAUGGGAGUGACCCCAGUGUGCCAGAAAAGGAGAAUGAAAAGGAGGCACUGCCCACACCCGCCGCUCCUCAGACGACUCGAAGGACCACGACCAAGGCACCGACGACCCUUCGGCCAUCACCACCAUUGGUUCCCAUUGCGCCGACAUCCAAGGCAUUCCCCGUGUACCGGCCUAUGAAGCCUCCGCCUUCUUUAGGACGGCCACCCAGCGACCAUGAGUCACUCGACAACUUCAUUCAUUCCGACUCGCGCCGACCAGCGGAGAGUCUGCCAACGGGACUGUCGGUGCACGGGACUCGGGAGAACCCGGCCCGUGGCACCGGCGUGUCUAGCAGCAAGCCCGUCGAAGGAAGUGGCGCGGCAGCGCAUGGCUGCGGCGCUGGCGGCCCUUGCCUAGAGUGCCCGUAUCCCCAGUAUGCCACGUGGUCCGGCUGUGUCGACAAGUGCCCGGACAGCACCUACCCGUCGCAGUCAUCCUCAUCUCCACUGACACUUGCUGGUUCCUCUGAGAGAACUGCUGCACUCACGUGCGAGCGCUGCCACUAUUCGUGCCGUGUGUGCCGAGGCCCCAGUGAUGACCAAUGUAUGCGCUGCUUUGGUGAUGCCGACUUGGUGGAUGGUGGUUACUGCCAGUCCAAGGUCCUUCUGGCCAGGCUCAACACUGCGGCUGUCUGGUACAAGGCAAUGACCGUGGCCCUAAUGACCCUCUGUGUUGUCAUCGUGUCCGUGGCAGGCCUUGUGCUGGUGACGCAGACCAACUGCUUGGCUGCUUGCUGUGGUGGCCGAACUAGCAGCCGAGACGCCCCUGGCGGCCGCAGCGCACGGUACUCUGGUUUGCCAGUGCACACGAGCACCUUUCCCGAGGAUGGCAUCAUACAGGCACCAGUGACACCGUACCACUCCAAAGACAGCAGUACACCGAAGAAGCCCAAUGUCAAGCCUUACAGAGACGACGACAUUUAAGACAUCUUCCUUUGACACAAGAAGCUGGCUGCUAAGUCUUGUGCAGCAUGCUAGGAAGGGUGCAGUUUGAAAAGCUGGGAGUUUUAUCUACUACUUGUAUUGUGUAUGAGCAGCCAAAAGCCAUUUACCAGUUGAGGUACCACCUAGUAGUGGUAUUUUACAAAGGUAGUCUGCUGCUUGAAAGGCCAUUGAAUUAAGACUCCUCUAUGUCAUACUGCCUAGCAUUGUGUGCCAGGUCUGCGAGGUAGCUGAUCCUUCCGGAAGUUGCUUCGAAGUGGCUGAUGGCGUAAUGCGCCGCAAUCAUCCUUUACCGUCGACCGAAGUGCUUUCGUGCAGUGUGGACUUGUCACUGAUUGAGAGCUGUGCCAGUCUGUGGCUACAAGAGACUUACAAGAACUGCCAUGCUGGCACGUGAUGAAUGAACAAGCAGUGAAAAACUUUAAACAGACAUUUGUCUUUUGUGAGAAAGACUCUGCGACGCCAAGUGUGUAAAUGUGGCCUACAAGCAUGGCGCUGUGAUCUCCUGUGCACGUUGCGUUGUCUGCUGUUUGGUGCAUUAUUGUGGGCAGUGCAGUAUAGCCAUUAAUUCAAGUGAGGGGAGUAGGGAGCAGGCACGGAACAGCUCAUGCUGCGUGUUGCUCUGGGUGAUGCCACAUGAUCACUCAUCUCAUGGAAUGGUUUCCAAGACCUCGCAGCUUUUAUCAGCUGUUUUGCAUUGUAAAACAUCAAUUUCAGCAUGCGAACUAAAUUGGCCUGCUGCCCUUAACUUAUGUCGAAGCAUCUGGUUACGUGUCUAUGCAGUUCGGUCAAAAGUCGAUAAGUACAUUGGAGGAACGAAUGCAUGUGGCGCUUGUUUGGCUCUGAUUAGCAGUGAACACGACGACUGUGUUGUGUCCCACUAGUUAGUUUACAUAGGUUGAAAAAUUGUUUGAAGCAUUUACAUUUGUACUUCAAGGACCAACCUGUUUCUCUUUACACGAACAACACUAAAGUGAGCCAAUGUUUUAUCUUCUUUUAGGUUUACUCUAAAAACUUGUUUAGCAUGCAUUUUAUGCAGUCUUUCUAUAUACUUCUGUUUUCUGUUAUACCUACACCUUUGUUUACACUUGCUUUCUAGUCUGUUUAGCUGCAGGAUUCACUAGAACUUUCAGUAACAGUCUCUCUAAAAUAUUGAUCAUUCAUUUGAAACAUGUUGCGUACAUUGUUGAAAAUACACAUUGCAAAUACUGAUCCGCUGUACGCUUUGCAAGUUAUACAACAGAGCUGUUUUCUGUAAGAAAAAAAUUUCUGAUCAAAUGAUCUGCGUUUUUGUUGUCCUUGCAAUACCUGAAGAAUGGAACAUCCACAAUCGCUAAGCUACUGUCACUGGCCCUUGUCAUGAAGGAUGACAGCUGCCGGUUUCAUUUCUUUUAGCAAUUUUUAGACUUAGCCAUUUAUGGAGAAAAAAAGAUGUGUGCUGCUAUAUACAAGUGCUAUGUAUUUAAUCAUUGCAAAAAAUGCCAGUCUCCUUCUAAUGCUUACAGUAAGCCUGUACCAUGCUGUUGUGCAUUGUAUGAAAACACCACCAUGGCAAGCAACUGAACAAGAGUAGGUUGCAGCAGUCAACCUAUUUUGUCAAAGAAGACAGCGAAAUAACUAAACUUUCUGUUAAGCAGAAAUUAAACUAAAGAAAUGUGUCAAUGUGCGACCUUGAAGAAUAGAGAGUAUAAGCUUUUAACUUGCAUGGAAUGCUAUUCCACAAGCCAUCCUGGCAUAAACCACAACUGGCAUGUGAUGUCUUAUUAUUGUGCAGUUUAUAAGUUGAAAAUAAGUCUAGGUACACAUGGUGUAUCGUUACUUCAACUGAGUUGGUGAACUGGGGCCUUUUACUUUCAGGCAGAACCCAAUUUUACCCAGUUUUCACACCAUAAUUGAGUUCUUUACAAGCUGGGUUAAACUUGAUUUGAAGCAGUCAUCAAAUGAUAUAGUUACAGAACGAAGUUGUAAUUUCUCUUUGGAAUGCCAUAUUCAAGAAAUAUAUAUUUGUUAAAUAGCAUAGUUGAGAAGACAGAGUACAUGAACAGAAAGCAAAUAACAGAAGACACUUUAGUGGGUUGAACAUUAGGCAGCAAAAACUAUUACAAGCUUACAAUAAUAACACAAGCAUAACAAGCUCAUGAAUGAUGGUAAAUUAGAAACAACUAGGUCAAGGCUCUCCUAGAGUGACAUUAGUGAUUGUUGCAUUGAAGAGUUUUGCUCAACUAUAGCAAUAUGGAAGAGAUUGCACAUGACAACUGCUACAGAAGUGAACUGGAGGUGUUAUAGCUAUUGUGGAUGUACUUCAGAAAGAUCUCAUCAGCCAAUUGAUGGAAUAGUAUUCAGCUUUGUUUUGAACAAAUUAUCCCAGAUACAGCCUACCUUCAGGGUGAGUUCGAAGAGUAGCAGCUCUCAGUAUAGAAUAUUGACCUAAAUCUCGCAAUGAUUUUUGCACAAACAAAUUCAGAUCUGUUACUGUAUGUUUCAAAUGGCCGCUGCUAUAGUCAAAUGAUGCUCCCCGAGUAGUAGGUACUCUGAAUUUACAGCUUUUCAUGCUCAGUCUUUCGAGUGACAUUGUCUGGGAGCAACAAUUUUUCUUAUGAACAAAAAGGUAUAGUAGUUGAAGAACACUUCCUUUAAAAUAAUUGUUAAAUUUGUGACAAAUUGCAAAAUUUUCAUUGGCUAAUUGAGAAGUAUUUCUGUUGUUUGCUUUUAGACGUUAAAAAUAACCCAACAUAUCCCCAUCUGCUCAAAUACUGACAAGAACAUACUAUUUCCCUACUGUUAUAAACUAAAAUAGCACCUUAUCUGUUUAACAAAUAAAAGUUAAAAAAUUAUGCUGAUCCCACGCACUGUGGGAGUCGAUGUAACCGCUUUCUGUGCUGUUUGCUUUGACGAUAAUUAGCGGUGAUGUUGAUGGCGAAUAUUUUAAUUUCUUCGUUUUGUCUAACAUGAGUGGCGAGUUGAUGUUAAAGGUACACUAAAGGCAAAUAUUAAGCUAAAGUUAUAGAUUAGUGCUCUGGAAUCUCUAAGGUGCUAAUAUCGCGAACAGAGCCUUAAUAAUCGAAAUUUAGGUAAAUGCAGGACAUGGUUAGACUUCCCCGGGACAUUCAAGUACUUGCCUGAUGACGAAAGCACUCCUCAGUUAAAUUCUGGCACUAGUACUCAACCACUCGUUGCAGAAAACAUCCUUGUAUUGCAUUAUAAGAUGAAAUAAAAUGCUACUUCUCCGGUUA
This is a messenger RNA of Dermacentor andersoni, 6335 nucleotides long. RefSeq names its product proprotein convertase subtilisin/kexin type 4-like. Gene Ontology annotation, biological process: peptide hormone processing. The record is from RefSeq and is a predicted model, not a curated record. Lineage: Eukaryota; Metazoa; Arthropoda; Arachnida; Ixodida; Ixodidae. Gene Ontology annotation, molecular function: serine-type endopeptidase activity. Gene Ontology annotation, cellular component: trans-Golgi network; Golgi membrane.